Leptosia nina is the source of this 1335-nucleotide messenger RNA. The record is from the annotation of a GenBank genome assembly. Lineage: Eukaryota; Metazoa; Arthropoda; Insecta; Lepidoptera; Pieridae.
AUGUCGACCGGUAAACGGCUCGCGAAGCGUUCCAUCAUCGGAACUCGGGUGGCCGCUCUGGGCGACGAUGGACUGUAUUAUUCGGGGAUGAUUCAGGCUGUAAAAACGCCAGCGCCGUUUCCUGAGAACAAUAACUGCAUCAACCUGACCCCCAACACCAGAUACACUGUCCGUUUUGACGGUGUAAAGAUGACGAGGGAGUAUAGAGACGCUGAACUCAUCGGCCCUGGAUUCAGAGGUUUGACUGGUGUGCGUUUGAAGCCAAGUCAAAGGGUUUUCCUCACUUACAACGGACGGGAGGUCCGGGCAGAUGUGCUGGAACAUGAUCAUGACUCUGAUGAACUCCGAGUUCAGGUGCAUUCACCUUCAGCUGAGGUGCCAAUAGAACUCAAGAAGAGGCUGGAUGAGAUAAGACUUUUGGAGUCUCGUAAAUCUGCAAGGUUAGCUGAUGUCGACACUGAUUUUGCAAGGCUCGCCGACAUGGCAGGAGACCGCCGCCGCGCCUCUGCUACUAUUGAAGUACCCGCACAUCACAUGCAAGGGUCUCGCAAACGUGGUCCAAGUAGCUCCUACGAUUUGGGCUAUGGGGAGCGGGACGACCAGAUGAACGAGUGUAAUGCUGCUCUUGUGCUCAUGUCGCUUAGCUGCUCCCCAAAUUCACCAAGACCAAGUGCAUGGGGAGGCCGUUCAUCGGUAUCACCUGGUGCAAGCAGCAGUUCCGGUUCAUCAUGGCGCUCCGGCACACCCUCACCGCCACCAGUGUCUUCCUCCUUCAGUGACGAGGGUAUAGCCAUGGACUACGAAGACCAUCAUCCAAGGAAGAGGAGGGUAAACAGCGUCGUCUUCGAGUGCACCUGGAGGGGCUGUGGAUUCAUCACAAACACCUGUUUCUCCAUAGAAGCUCACAUUAGGCAAACACACUUGGGACCAAAGAAGGAAGGCGAAAGUGAUCAUGAAGAAGAGUUCUAUUACACGGAACGCGAGGUAUCUGCGCCGGCGCCUCCUCCGACCCUAUCCCACCGAGACAUGUGUCGGCCACCACAUGAAGAUCCUGAUUACCAGCGACAAAUCGUUGGAUCCUACAGGCAAGGGUUGCUAUCAACGAUGCAAAAUAUAUCUGCGAGGUCCAUAAGCAUUCCCGUAACGCAUUCCUGGUCAAACUCACAAUCACCGAAACACAUGAAAAUAUCAGCAACGGGCGGUUCACCGGGCAGCCCUGGGCGCAGAGCUCGCUCCGACAACAAGAAAUGCCGUAAAGUGUACGGCAUGGACCAGCGCGACCAAUGGUGUACUCAGUGCAAAUGGAAGAAGGCCUGCACCAGAUUUGGUGAUUAG